GAGCACUUAUUAUACCAAGAAAAGUUAUGAUGCUAUUUCGAUAGAAAAUAAAAUAAUAUCCAAUAUAUAUUUACUUUAUCUAACGAAAAAUAUUUUUAAAUAUAUAAUAUUCGCCAGAUAUAAUCCAUUAAAAAAUUACUCGUUACACAAAAAUAUUAAUUUUGAUUCUGUUCUUUUAAAUAUGAUAAGUACAUUUACAAAUGAAGAGUUAUAUGAUUAUACAACCUAUUUUAAGAAAAUUACUAAAAAAGACAUGAACAAAAUUAAAGAUAAAAAAAAAAUUGAAAGAAUGGAUAUAUUUGAUAUAUUUAUUAUUCCAUCUACUAACUAUAUAAAAUUCGAAUCUAUUUUAUCGAAACUCUUUAAAGCCUUAUUUGAUUGUGGUGGGAAACAUAUAUCGAAGUUGUUAAAAAUUGCAAUACUUAGAUCACAUUAUGAUAUGUUAUAUAAUUUUAAUUGUUAUAAUUAUCAACUAUAUAGCUUUCUAACGAAUCUUCUCGAUCUUCAUGAAUAUUUUUAUGAAUAUGCAGAUUUAAGCGACUUAUUUAAAGAAAGUCAAAUCAUUUUGAAAGAAUUGAUAAAGUUAACUCUUCAAGAAAUGAAUAAUCUUAUUCCCUUCAAUGAAGACAAGUAUAUGAUAAAAUAUCUCAUCAUAAUAUUAUACUUUGGAAAUGAUAUGUUUUGCCUUGAUAAAGAAAAUUCUGUGUACAUUCAAUUAAUUCAUGAAUUGAGACCCCUUAAUAUUUUCCAUGCUAUAAUUUUGGCAUACCUUUCGGGAGAUAAAGUUGGUACCUUAUGUACAAGAAUUGACAUGACGAAAGAAGACAAAUCAAUCAUAUAUGUAAAGAAGGAUAAUGUUCAUAGAGAUAAAGAUAUAACAUCAUAUAAAUACGAUAAUAUUAAUUACAUUACUUAUGAUGAUGAUAACUAUUAUAUACAAUAUAAAUGUACAGGUAAUUGUAAUAAAAAUGAUUACGCUCUUUCAUUUAUAAAAAAAUUUAAUAACAAAUAUUAUGGAGAUUUGCAUGUUACUAUAAGACCAUCAAGUGAAUAUACGCUUGGAAUAAUUUUAAUAUCUUUUAUGGCAUCUGUUGUUUUUAUUGUUGGAGAAUUACAUAAAGCUAUGAAAAGAAUAUAUGUAUAUAGAAUAUUCAAAAAUAUUUUUAUAAAAAAUUAUAAUCAUAAUAUAACAAAAUAUUAUACCUUUUGGAACAGCAAAUUAUAUGCAUUUGAACAAUAUGAACCUGAAUGUAUUGUUUUAUUUAAUAAAUAUAAUUUAUAUGAAAAAUAUAAUUUACACAAAACGUCUAUAUGGAAUUCUUUAAAAGGAUCCAAUUUAAAUAAUUUAAAGGAGUAUAAAAUCAAUAUUUUGGAUACAAAUUAUGAAAAAAGUAAUAUAAAUAAUAAUGAAGAAUUAAUCAAAUAUUUUGAUUUGAAAAAGGAAACAUGCUUAUGUAAUCGAAAUAUGAUAAAUAAAUCAAAAGGUGAUUUUGUUGUUAGUCAAUAUUUACAAAUAAGAUAUAAUUUUAUGAAUAAAAUUAAAAAAAGAAAUAAAGAAUUAUAUGAAAAAAUGUUAAAUUAUAAUUUUUUUAAUGAUCCUUUAGAUAUAUCUUAUAAAACGAAAAAAUUUCAAUAUGAAAAAUUAAUUGAUAUAUGUAAAGAUAUGAAGUUUGAUAAAAACCGUUUAUGUCUCUUUCAUAAAUCAAGAAUUAUAUUAACAUAUUUAUAUUUAUUAUCUCCUUAUCCACAAUUUAUAUUUUAUGUAAUCAGUCCUCUAGUUUUUAUUAAGCCACAAAAAUAUUGUGAUGAGUAUGACAUACCUUUAGUACUAAAUAAUAUGUUAAAAAAUAGAAAUUUCUAUAAAAAAAAUGCACAAAUAUGUAUUAAUUAUGCUUUUGCCCACUUUAUAUCAUCUGGAGAUAAAACAACUAAUCUAGUAAUUACAGCUAAGAUAAGUGGUACUAUGGUCAAUAUCAGCAAACAUAAUUUGUUAUUACUUUUACCCCUUAGUAAAAGAGUUGAUAUAUUAGAUUACUCUAAAAAUAAUGAAUAUGAUAUAAAAGAAGAAAUAUUAAAUGAAUAUUUUAUUUUAGGUAAUCCAUAUACACCUAUUAAUAUUAUUGCUUAUAGUUUUCAAGACUAUGAUAAUAUAAAAAAAAAUUCACAUAUUACUAUAUCAGGGGCUUUUAUAAAACGAUAUGAUCAAAAAUAUGUAACGUAUAAUACUAUAACAAAAAUCUAUGAUGAAAAAACACAUUGUACAAAUAAUCAUUCCUUUGAACAUAAAGGAAAAUUGUUAUGCUUCUGUGAUAUUCUAUCCAAACAAAAAAAUACAAAUUGUUUAUAUCCAUUUUGUGAAAAGACAAAAAAAUUUUGUUAUUUAAAUGAAGAAUGUAUAAAUGGAGAAUGUGUUUGUAUUAAGGGGUAUUCAAGAAAUCCAAUGAGUUCUAUAUGUGAGCAAAAUAACGAAUGUGUAUUAGAUCCUAACAACACAUGCGAAAGCCCAGGAAAAUGUGUACUAGCCAAAAAUAGGUAUAUUUGUUUAUGUCCUUAUCCCUAUGUAAGAAUAUUAAAUAAUUGUUUACAUCCAUUAAAGGGAAUUAAAAUAGGGUUAUAUAUUUUUAAUAAUUUUCAUAAUCAUUUCUCAAAUGACGAAGAUGACGCUUCGAAAAAGGAGAGGUUUUAUUCAAAUGUUUUUGGGUCCAUGUCAGACUACAUAAAGGAAGCAAUAAAUGACAUUACUAAACACGACUUAAAAUUAAGAGUUCACGUCAAACCCAUAAAAAAAAUGAAAAACGCUCUAAAGGCAACAGUAAUAAUUAGCCAAAGAAAUAAUCCUAAUGAGCCUACACCUAUAGAAGUAUUUAACAUAUUUCUAAAUCAAUUAAGUGAUUCAACAUCAGCUUUGAAUAAUGGAUUUUUUUCUUAUUUUGCACGUUUCACAUAUAUUGAUUAUGUGGAAUCUUUUUCUAGAAAUGACCAUGUCAUACCUUUUUACCAGAACUAUAUAAAAUAUAUACCCAUAUUUCUCUUAAAAAUUUUCCAAGGAGAUUCAUUUAAUGAUAUAUCAUUUAUAGCUUGUGUUAAUUUUAUUAUACUCAUUGGAGUCACUUUUCUUUUACUUUCUUAUUUUGUUUAUUUAUUUGUUAAAUUGAAAUUCUUCCAAGUACAAAGGGUCAAAGCUUUUUAA
Messenger RNA from Plasmodium reichenowi, 3190 nucleotides. RefSeq lists its product as hypothetical. The record is from RefSeq and is a predicted model, not a curated record. NCBI's taxonomy places the organism in Eukaryota, Apicomplexa, Aconoidasida, Haemosporida, Plasmodiidae. The annotation marks the transcript as partial. The transcript is spliced from 4 exons.